AUGAGUGCACGCAAGGUAAAUGGCAACAAGUAAACUAAAAUAUCAUUGGGUGAGAUUGACGAUAUGUUCAACGAUGCUGAAUUCACCCAGGCCAUUAAGGACGUAUUCAAGAAGUAAUCCAACACAGCUCGCAAUGAUUGGCCAACCCAAACAACCAAUAUGUUUUAUUAGAAGGCCACCAUUUCUCAGAUCAUGAGAUAGAGAGCCAAGGGAUCCCUCACAGGAACAAUGUGUCCAUCAUUGAAGAAGGAGGAACGGAAAUCUAGAUGGGCCAGUUUAAUAGGGGAGGGUCGAACAGAACAUCGCAUUAGGGUACCAUCUGAAACAGAGAAUAUUCCAAUAUGUGCUUAAUAUGAAUAGUACAGUUACCUCUGUAGAGAGCAUGAAUAGUUGAUUUAAAAUUUGAGCGAAUUGCCUCAAUCCAUCAAAAUGAUGCUCUAUUCAAAUCAGUACGAGGUUCAACGAGCCAAGAUGUGUGAAAACAAGACCAUUUUAGAUGAAAAGUUCAUCUUUACACUAUUCAACACACUCUAACAGUUGGACAAACAAAUAAUCGAACCCCUACAUUAAUAGACCAGACCUGUGCUUAAUUUCAAGAUGCACUUUGUCUAAAAUGCUGUGAAUCUGGUCUCUGACACUAUGGUGCAGAGUGUUCGAGAAGCCUUGAAGCAUGAUACCAGAUUGGGGAUAUUUUUGGAAGGCUUUUGCAAAUUCUGGAUCGUCUUGAUUGACAUCUAAUUGCAAUGGAUGGGCAAGAGUUGUGCCGAUUACAUUGAGACUCAGGUCAAAGAGUUCAAGGAGCAAUUCAAAUAGGCUGUGGCUCAGAAGAUCAAAGUUGAAGAUUAGAUGAUCUAGAUGGAUAAGGAAUUCAAAGCUAUGGAAGCGUAAUACAUUCGUAAGAAUGAAUACUUAUAAUAACAGUUAUUGUCAGUCUAACAGGAAUUUCAAGAUUACAUUGUGACAGUCCAAUAGAUGAGUGAUCUCAGAAUUGCCGAAGAGAGAAUGAACUCAGUUGGCUUAAAGGCUUUGGAAUUGGAGAGCAUGUUCAAACAAUAUGACAAGGUGGUCGCCCAACAUUCCUUCGUCUUCCAAAAGGACAUCAAGGAAUUGGGCAGUGCUUUAAUUAAAUAGCAGAAGUUGAAUCAACCUCUUCCGAUGAAACAUCAAGAAGCACAAGUUCGAUUGGGAUGUCACAAAUUGCAAGAGGAGAACUACCAACUGUAUUACUUGAACUCUGUAGGCAUAUUUAUGCAAGUCCAUCCCUUUCAAAUACCAUUUGAAGUCAAUAAGGAAUUAGAAAUGGAUUACUCAACCCUCUUAUGUAACUUCUUGGAUUACCUGACUCAAAUCGGAGAUUUCCUAAAUCAUGUUUGUAGGAUCUUUAUCGAUUGGGUUGGCGAAGAAGAGAAACUAAAUGCCAUUUUGACUUAUCUUAGCGAAUGCGAUCUCGAUUAACCCAUCAAUCAAUUGUAUGCAAUCAUUUUUGGAAUCCGAGAGCAUCGUUAAUUGAGUUCUGUAUCUCUAAAGAAAGUACUCAAAUACUAUAAAGAAUUGCAGGAACAACACGAGUAUCAACUCAAUGAGUGUUUUACGAUCAAAGAUGCAUCUCCCUAUUUCUAAUUACUAUUUUCAGAGGAAUUCAAUGAAAAGGUGUAUAAUAGUUAGAAAUCAUAAAUGACUCUGUUGGAAUUGCUAUUGAUGUUAGCUCAACAUUUCCUAAUGAUUGAGAACAAAUAAUGGACUGGAUGGAUCUACAAAUAGGAGAUCCAAUCUGAGGAUUUGGAUAUGAAUGUGAUCAAAUAAUUCAUUGAGUUACGUAGCCAAUUGAAUCGGCCACUAGAAGAAAGCCUUGAAUUGGUGAGACAACUCUCCCUACUCCAUCCUGAAUUAUUUUAUAAGAGCAAGCAAGUCCCACAAGAGCGAAUGAAAGCAUCAGCGCGUAAAGUGCAACGUAAAAACUCCCAAAGAUCUCCUCUUAAGAGAUCGAGUAUUAUGAUUAAAGCUAUUAAUCUAAAAAAGUGA
Messenger RNA from Paramecium tetraurelia, 2022 nucleotides. RefSeq lists its product as uncharacterized. The transcript is spliced from 2 exons. Lineage: Eukaryota; Ciliophora; Oligohymenophorea; Peniculida; Parameciidae. The record is from RefSeq and is a predicted model, not a curated record.